This is a messenger RNA of Alosa sapidissima (American shad), 1715 nucleotides long. RefSeq names its product muscle segment homeobox 2b (gene msx2b). The record is from RefSeq and is a predicted model, not a curated record. The transcript has 2 exons. The coding region runs from base 179 to 928 and encodes 249 amino acids. Gene Ontology annotation, molecular function: RNA polymerase II transcription regulatory region sequence-specific DNA binding; DNA-binding transcription factor activity, RNA polymerase II-specific. Lineage: Eukaryota; Metazoa; Chordata; Actinopteri; Clupeiformes; Clupeidae. Gene Ontology annotation, cellular component: nucleus. Gene Ontology annotation, biological process: embryonic morphogenesis; regulation of transcription by RNA polymerase II.
AAAUUUCGGCACUGCCGCGAUUGGUCAAAACUUUCUCGUCGUCAUCGAAGUUUUUUCACUCCCAUAGCACUUCAGUGUUGUAAUGUCUCAUUUGUACUUGAAGGGCAUAAACUCGUGACCUGUCUUUCAGCUACGCUAGUCACAACUUCACCAGGAGACGUACGAAAGUUUUGCAGAGAUGUCAUCCCCGACUGAUCUACGGGACAGUGGUUCACCCGAAGCAGUGAGUCGAGACCGAGCGAUGGAGGAGCGCAAAGCCCAAGUAUCAAGUCACCCAUUCAGCGUGGAAUCGCUAAUGUCAGGCUGUAAGAGUCACAAGGAGUCGCCAGCUAAAGCAGAGGACGCAUCGUGGAACAAUUUUGUACGGACACAUUCCGUUCUGUAUCCCGGUAGAGACACGUGCAGUCCGGAGGGAAUGAGAACGCACAUCACUCCAACUUCACCGGUCAAACUCGAGUCGCCGGAGUCGGAAGACGAUUGCAGUUCUUGGGCAGCAAACUCCAAAUUCUCAUCACAGCAACGCGUGAGUGCUGCCUGUCUGCUGCGAAAGCACAAGACCAACCGCAAACCUCGCACACCCUUCACUACCUCGCAGCUGCUGGCCCUGGAGAGAAAGUUCCGGCAGAAGCAGUACCUGUCCAUCGCCGAGCGGGCCGAGUUCUCCAGCUCGCUCACGCUCACCGAGACCCAGGUGAAGAUCUGGUUCCAGAACCGACGGGCCAAGGCCAAGAGACUGCAAGAGGCCGAGCUGGAGAAGCUCAAGAUGAGCUCCAAGCCCCCGUUGCCCCCAGCCUUCGGCCUGCCUUUCCCCCUCAGUGCUAUGUCUCUGUAUGGACAGACGUACCCCUAUCACAGGCCCCUGGUGCCCCUGGCCCCCACCGCACUCUACGGCACGCCACUAGGCUACAGCAUGUACCCCCUCUCUUGAGAGACACAGACACAGUGUGUGUUGUGCUUCUUUUUAAAGGUAGCUUGUAUAAUCUUUUUGUUUGUUUGCUUUUUUUUGUGUGUGGACAGUUCAUAAUUGCCCAGCUGUCGGAGGGUUUCUGUCUCAAACAAGAUGGAUUAUGAAGCUACAAACCUUGUCCUGACGAAGACUGAUCUGCUUGUCUUUUUGCGUUGCCUAUGGAUGGAUUUUCUUUUCACAAAGCCAAAUGACUGCCACAGUCUCACAACCAGCGCCUUUUGUUUGGUAGAGUAUUUCAACAGCACUUCCUAAGCAGGCCAUGAUGUCCCAUGGACAUUUGUGUACAGAAACGGUGCCAUGGGAAUAUUGCAUUCUGUCUUUGGCCAUAAUGUCGUUCCCUUUUCUGAUAUUGUGAUGAGAUUUUUUUUUAUUAUUUAAAGUGAAGUUUUAGUCAAGUUGAACUUGUCUCUACUCCAAAUUAAGUGGGUUGGAUUUUUACUGGGUACCAGACCAAAACAAACUAUUAUCGAGGUGUACUUCAUGAAAAUGUAAACUAGAGUUUUAUUUUCUGUGAAUUUGUUCUUUUUACUUAAAAAUGUCAAAUUCUCCUGGCGCGACAGUCAGCAGUGUUUGCUUCAUUUUAGUUUUAUUUAUUUCCUUAUAUCAGAGAGGUGGCUGGUCGGAGUCACAGAUUUGAGAGCUAUAUUUUAUCUGUAUUUAUACUGUCAAUUUUAACUGAAUCCCAAUUUGAAGGGGUCAGCUUUGUUACACAAUUUGUUCACAAUUUAUAAACCUAUAAAAACAUCUA